UGUAUACGUAUACAGUAUUUAUUAUGGAGGACGAUCUGAUACCGGGCGAUGACAUUCACAUAGAGCCGGUUCAGCAGGGUCCACGACGGAGACAGCGACCGCCUGUGGAUACGCUGCAGGGGCAUCCAUAUCUUGAGUUUCCCGACGGCACUGACGCCGCCCGUCAUUGCCAGAAGCUUAGGAGGAUGCACGUUGGAUCGCAUGCAUCGAUCGACUGGGAUGCGAUGGAGGAGAUUGCUGAGACGCCGAGAGUGCGUCGGUUUAUACCUAUCGAUUCGCCGUGGCAUCGUCUUUUUGAUUUGGCGCACACGCCGACCUACAGGGAGCUGCUGGUCGAGUUCCUUUCGUCAUUCACAUUUCACCCUCCUGGGGAGCCAGUGCCGCUUCCGUACCCAGGUGCUCCCCAUCCGCCUGAGGUUUCUUUCAGGCUUGCUGGCGUUAUGCGUUCGAUGACGCUAGCACAGUUUGCGGUGCAUUGUGGUUUAUACAUGCAGGAGGAGAUCGAGACUGAGAUUUACACAACGGGGCUAGUGGUGGUUGAAAAACCCACUCUUGUAGGGUUUUGGCAGGUGAUUGCGGGGGCGGAUCAUUGGGAGCACGAAAAGUCGAAGGGGAGGGUGUCGUUUGUUAGGGACCCACUAUACAGGUAUCUGCACCAUUUGCUCGCCACUUCUAUUUUAGCGCGCGGCUACAGCCGUGAGUGGUGUACGACCACAGAUCUUUUUUUCCUUUACUGUUUGUUGUAUAGGAGGCCGUGCGCGCUAGCACACGGUCUAGCCCAGUACUUCGCCUCCGGCCAUCACCGGCAGGAGCGCGGAUUUUUGUAUGGCGGGGCGUACGUGACCGUCAUUGCCCGUUCAUUGGGCCUCGUACCACACCAGGACCCACAUCUACGGACGCCGGCCAUCAUGCCGACGCGGAUGGGUAUGCAGUCGCUAUGGGGGAUGAGGGUUAUCAAGAGGUUCCCCGUUGGCCCGCGGUUUAAAAACCGCGAAGGGGGCGUAUGGACAGAGCAGGCCUUACCAGAGCAUUUCGAGCCCGUUCAUCCUCCUGCAGAUCCUGCUGAUGUAGUGCCCGUGGAGGACCCUCCGGAGGAUCUAGACGGUGCAGCGGAGCCACAGCCACCGCCACCUGCCGGGGCACCUCAGUUUCCACGUCACGUUAUUCGAGGUCGUGCCCCAGGAGCUGCGCUACAUCCGGAUGUACGAGCCAGGCUUGACAGGCUCGACGAUUUGGUAGGUUGGCUGGUACGGGCGGAGCAGGAUAGACGAGAGAGAGAGGGAUUACCCCCGAUACCGCUUCCACCGGUUCGAGCACCACAUCAGGAGCACCAGCCGCAGCAGCAGCAUCAGGAUUCAGAUUCGGAUUUGGAUGCAUAGACCUGUUGUUGUUUUUAUUGUUAUUAUGGAUGUACAAACUUAUCUUAUAUAUUUUUGUUAUGGAUGUAAACAGUUAUCUUAUAUAUGUCAUAUUUAUGUUUGUUUUCAGU
Messenger RNA from Helianthus annuus (common sunflower), 1489 nucleotides. RefSeq lists its product as uncharacterized. The coding region runs from base 24 to 1379 and encodes 451 amino acids. Lineage: Eukaryota; Viridiplantae; Streptophyta; Magnoliopsida; Asterales; Asteraceae. The record is from RefSeq and is a predicted model, not a curated record. The transcript is spliced from 2 exons.